AUGAAAAAACGAGACGAAAAGCGAACUCGGGCUACCGCUGCAAGCCAAAUCGAAUCUAGCACAUCGCCCAGUUCCAUUGCUGGCUCGGGCAUAAAUCAAAGUUCUACUCCACCAUCCCAGCUAGGCAUUCUGACAACCGUGGAACAGAGCGAUCCUACAGCCGUAUCUAGUCCUAACCUAGGCGAUGUUAACUUCUGGGACCUCAAUGCAAUAGAUGGCUUCAUAUCUGGUGUAAAUACAUCUGAGUCGGCGUCUGAGACUGACUACUUUCAAAAUCUCGACUUUACCGCUCCGAGUCCAGCACAAGCCUCGCCGGCAAUAGCAUUCGAUCCUUUCUUCCCACGCCAUCAGGCCCUUCUAGCUCCUCCCUCCACUAGCACACAGAGCGGAGCCUUGCAGAACACCCCUUCCGCCAAUCUACCAUACGACGGUCGUGAUUCCAAGUCUCUGGACUCACCCUCGUCCAACACAAAGUCUAAAAGGCACGAUGCAUGGCUGAGCACUCUACAUAUCGCAGCGCAGAAUGGACACGACCGGAUUGUACGUCGGCUGAUACAAUGCAACAACGUGGAUUGUAACGAGAAGGAUAGCGAGGGCCGGACUCCUUUAAUGGUGGCCAUGAUCGAGGGCCACGAGGACGUAGUCAACUCGCUGCUCAGCUGUGGUGCCAACUUCACUGAGGUCGAUGGCGAGCGACGGUCGGCCUUGCAUUUGGCCGUCCUACACCUACGCGAGCAUGUACUAAGGACUCUGCUGGAGUAUUACUUGGAUCAAAGCGGAAGGAGGCUUGAUAUCGAUGCUUACGACGACUCUGGGAUGACGCCGUUACAUGUGGCGGUUGAUAGGGGCUUCGAACCGGGUGUUGAUAUGCUUUUGCAAAACAGUGCCAAUUUGAAUUUUAAGGCUCGCAAAAUUCAGUGUCUCCAUUAG
Sclerotinia borealis F-4128 is the source of this 930-nucleotide messenger RNA. The record is from the annotation of a GenBank genome assembly. NCBI's taxonomy places the organism in Eukaryota, Fungi, Ascomycota, Leotiomycetes, Helotiales, Sclerotiniaceae.